UUCUUGGCGUAGGGAAAGAGAAGCAGACCUCUAAUGUAAAGACUUCAUUGUAUGAGAGGAACCUGGGAACAAGACAUUUAAGAAGCGAAAGUUUUGAUAAUUUUGGGCCUUGAUGUUUGUACUAAACACAGGCUGUUAGUGAUAGCAUAAACAGAGCUCAAUCCUACUGAGAAUGUUGCCAAACCUUAAGCACAAGAAACUCAUCGGAAGCGGGAGUUUCGGGAACGUUUACAGAGCCAAAUUGGAUGGCAAACCAGUUGCAGUGAAAAUCCUUCAUGAACGCUUCUUCAGAGAACCUCACAGCCACAACAAAUAUUUCUCUCAGUUUGAAGCGGAAUGCAAAAUUCUUCAAAACCUCCAGCACAAAAACGUGGUUACGUUAUUGGAAUUUAUCAUUUCACAUACAUCACCGCCAAUGUUGAUAACUGAACUCUUGGAUUGUGACUUAAGAGGGCAUAUUCGUGAUUGUCAUCCAGGGAGGAUUCCAUAUUCAGAAACUGUCUCGAUUAUGUUGGACGUGGCGGAAGGUCUCGCGUAUCUUCAUCAGCAAAAUCCACCGAUAGUUCACCGAGACUUGGCCAGCAAAAACAUACUUCUGACCAAGGAAAAGCAGGCGAAGAUUGCCGAUGUCGGUCUUGCCAAAGUGCUUCUAAAAGGCGAACAAAAUUAUUGUUCUCCUGUACCCGGAACGCCAGUUUAUGCUGCACCAGAGACGUUUCACCUCGACUAUGAUCCAAAUUUUCCCAUUCCAAGGGGCCGAUCGCUUGUCGAAUAUGACACUAAGAUUGACAUCUUUUCGCUCGGAAUCACUUUGAUGGAAGUUAUAAAUGGACGGCUGCCCUCCCCACAACCAUGGAUACCUUUUACGAGCGAUGGUCAACAAAUACCAGAAAGGGAACGUCGCAAACAUGACAUCGAGAUGAUGGGUGAGCAUAAACUGAAAGAUAUCGUCUUUUACUGUAUUAAGGACUCCCAUAAGAUGAGGCCUUGCGCCGAGAGGCUCACUAAGUUGUUUCGAUGCGAAUCUGAAAAGAUACAACAGAAAGAACGCAUUGUUGAGGGGGGUGAAACUGCAAAUAUUGAAGUUGCUGUUCUUGGAGAGUCUGGUGUAGGAAAGUCGUCUCUACUUUUACGGUAUUCUGACCAAAUCUUCAUGGAGAAAGUCCCUUCUACGUGUGGCUUGGACUUUAAGAAUUCUAAAAUCCGUCUGCACGACCGAGAGUUUACUUUGAAAAUUGUUGAUACGGCAGGACAAGAAGUAUUUCAAGCGAUGACACCACAACUCAUACGAAAAGUUCAAGGCAUUGCUAUUGUGUAUGACGUAACUGAGGAGUCCUCCCUUACUGAAGGCGUUCCCAGAAUGUACCAGUUGAUUAAGGAUUAUGCACCAGACAAUGUGAGUUUAAUUUUAGUGGGUAAUAAAGCAGGGGAGGGAGAACGCGUCAUCACCAGAGAGGAAGGGGAAAACUUUGCCAAAAAGCUUGGCAUUAGCCACAUCGAGACAAGUGCAAAAACUGGCCUAAAUGUUGAAGAAAUGUUCUCAAUAAUUGCAAACGAGAUCUAUGACAAUUUAGAUUUGUCUGAUAUUGAUAUGUACUUCUCAGAUGGAAGAGAUGUAAUCAAGGUCAGAAACGAUGAUCCUCCUCGUGAGAGAGGUUUCCUCGAAAAGAUUAGUGACUGCUUUAAGCCAGGGUGGAACUGGCUUAGAGGCAGAAACGAUUCACAAAGAGACCAAGCACGUACUCAAUGGUACUGCUAAGAAACUCUAUCACAGUGAAAUAACUGCAUUGGAGCUUUCCAUUGACAACACAAGACUUGAGGAAUCAGUGGGAGAAAAACUUCUUGGUGUCAUAAUUGAUCUUCAUCUUUCUUGUAACUUACAUAUCGACAAUCUAAUAAAAAGGCUGAACUCUAGAAUAUGUCUUCUUAAGAGAGCUAAAGUCCAUUUAACCAUUCAAUGCAGAAAAAUGUUAUUUAAUGCUCUCAUUAAGCCUAUUCUUAAUUAUUGUUGUACUGUUUGGGGUAAAUGUUCUGUUGAAAACCUUCAAAGGCUGUUAAAAGUACAAAAACAAUGUGCAAGAUCAAUAUUGGAUGCCACCAUUAAUGACAGCUACGUAGAACUUUUUGAUAAAUUAGGCUGGCUACCUAUAGAUGACAUUGUGCACAUUAGAAAACUCUUUAUGUUACACAAAGUUAGCCAGGGUCAUUGUCCUGAAUAUUUCACCUCAUAUUUUAAACAUGCUAGGUCUACACAUGGUUAUCGAACUAGAUCUCCUAUCUGUAAUGACGUUUUGACAUCAUCAUGUCAAAGAAACUUAGGGCUCAGGACUUUCCACUCAAGUGCAUGUCAUCUAUGGAAUAAUCUAGGUAACACAUACAGAAACAUAAUUUCUCUCUCAAAUUGCAGAAAAUGCUACAGAAUAAUUUUAUCAAAGAAAACUCUUUACUAGAACAUUUCAAGAUUAGUAAGACUUUUUGAUUUUUAUAAUAAAUAAUAAUAAUUUAGUUGGAAGUGUAAUAAUUAGUAGAAUCAGUAUAAUUUUUGUUUUUGUUUUUGUUGAGGGCCAUCAUGUAAACUACCAGGCUACUGGUAAUGUAUUUCACCCUCAAUAAAUAAAGUAUUUGUUUGUUUAUUUGAUUCACAAGAUGAAAAUAACCAUUCACAAGGUGACUUGUAAGACCAUA
Molecule: messenger RNA, 2685 nt
Organism: Pocillopora verrucosa
Lineage: Eukaryota; Metazoa; Cnidaria; Anthozoa; Scleractinia; Pocilloporidae
Biological process (GO): protein phosphorylation
Molecular function (GO): ATP binding; protein tyrosine kinase activity; protein serine/threonine kinase activity
Source: RefSeq, a predicted model, not a curated record